Messenger RNA from Miscanthus lutarioriparius, 762 nucleotides. The record is from the annotation of a GenBank genome assembly. Lineage: Eukaryota; Viridiplantae; Streptophyta; Magnoliopsida; Poales; Poaceae.
AUGGGAUUUCGCGACCAGCUUCUCUUCAACAAAGCUAUGCUUGGGAAGCGGGGUUGGAGACUAACCACCCGGCCGGACAGUCUCUGUGCAAAGGUGCUAAAGGGUUGCUAUUUUCAUGAUGAUGACUUCCCAAGCUGCACGAGGAAACAGCGUGCUAGUCACACCUGGCGGGCUAUCAUGGCCGGAAAGGAGGUGCUGGACAGAGGCAUGAUCAAGAGAAUUGGCAAUGGUGUCUCGACCCACAUAUGGCGUGAUAGAUGGAUUCCCCUGCACUUUGAUGCCAAGCCAAUCACGCCGGAAGAGGGACAGGAUCUUACUUUGCUGAUCCGCGAUGUCUUCUUGCCGAUUGAUGUGGAGCAGCGAUACUGCGAAUACCAAUCCGUCCACAGGAUGAUGACUGGUGGGCAUGGGAGCCAGAGAAACAUGGAGAAUACGCUGUCAAAUCUGCCUACCGUAAACUCGUGGUCAUGGCACGAGAGGAACAGAAGGCGCCAUGGAGAAGGCGAGCUGCCGAUCAGAGCUGCAAUCCAGUGGUGCGUCGAUACGGCCCUGGACCUCUGGCAGAUUUGCAAACCAAGCCGGCAGACUGAUUCACGGCGGCCUAUGCCAACAUGGAGUUCACCGCAAGAGGGCUGGCUCAAGUGCAACGUAGACGGCGCCUUCUAUCCGGGACAGGGUGAAGGAGCGACGGGAGGUGUUCUACGUGAUGGGCUGGGGGCCUUCGUGGGGGGCCGAGCGAUAUGGUACCGUCAUGGGCACUGA